AGCGAAACUUACAAAAUAAAAUUAGACUACCAGCAUCAACCUUGUUGUUGUUGACGUUUUACGGAAGCUGUUGACAUCCUUGUUCCUUCCACUACACUACUGCGAUAAGAACUAAUAACUGCAUUAAUACCAACCAUGGAGCUCCAAACAGUAGCCACGGGUGCUACAUUACAUGUAUCAUCCGACAGCAUGGAAGUUCCUUCGGGAAGUGGCCAUCAUCAUCAUCAUCAUCACGAAGAACUCAAGGUAGUAGCCAGCAGCGCAGCGAUGCACCACGAGAUUUCGUCGUACGACAAUGACGAAGAAGCGCCUCUUCCGAAACUCAAGAAACUGAAACUAGAAGAUGACGAUGAUUCUUCGUUUGCCUUUCAAAACCCGACCAAACAGUGCUUGCAUCGCAUCCACAAUGAUCUGACCAAACUCUAUAAUGAUCCCAUUGAGGGAAUCUUUGUUGUUCCGGACGACAAUCUCGCCAAUCGGUGUCAUGCACUGUUACUGGGACCCACUGGAACUCCCUACGAAUUUGGAUCCUUCUAUUUCAUUAUGGAUUUCCCCAAUUCGUAUCCGCACGAACCCCCCAAAGUGACGAUACAAACCACCGAUCUGGGCACCGUCCGCUUCAAUCCCAACAUUUACGCGUGCGGCAAAGUUUGUCUCUCCAUUCUCGGAACAUGGAGUGGCCCCAGUUGGACGCCAGCAUUGACCAUUGGCAGUGUCUUGUUGAGUAUUCAGUCUCUGAUGAAUGCCACACCCUAUCACAACGAACCGGGAUUUGAAUCGAUCCAUGUGGGAGGACGACAACCAAGAAAUUACAACAAUAUCAUUCGCCACGAAACCAUUCGAGUGGCUGUAUUGGGGAUGGUCGAAUUGGCACUGGCACAAAAAUUACCACAGAAACUGGGAGAACUCAUUAUAGAAACCGCGCAAGCCACCAAAGAGUGCUGCGGCUUUCUCUGUGAAGAGUACAAGGGACUCGAUGGUCUGCCCUUUCAGGAUCCCUACAAACGCAACAAGGGGAUCUUUCAGUUUCGGAGACUCCAGGAACGAUUGGAAGCCAUGGGAGGAAGUACGAGUACUAAUACUAAUAACGAGGAGGAAUCCGUCUCAAUGACACAAACAAUGAGCAUGGAAGAAACAUAAUCGACAACAAGCAAGCAAACAAGCAAUGGGGGAUGAUACCGUAGGAAGCACCGUUGUGAAGCAUGCACAUGUUUUUAUAAUGUAUUAUAAAUAGACGACAGAUGGACAUGAAUAAUUUCUUAUAUAA
Molecule: messenger RNA, 1267 nt
Organism: Seminavis robusta
Lineage: Eukaryota; Bacillariophyta; Bacillariophyceae; Naviculales; Naviculaceae
Source: the annotation of a GenBank genome assembly